Molecule: messenger RNA, 767 nt
Organism: Carica papaya (papaya)
Lineage: Eukaryota; Viridiplantae; Streptophyta; Magnoliopsida; Brassicales; Caricaceae
Product: small ribosomal subunit protein uS15
Biological process (GO): translation
Cellular component (GO): cytosolic small ribosomal subunit; nucleolus; ribosome
Molecular function (GO): structural constituent of ribosome; small ribosomal subunit rRNA binding
Source: RefSeq, a predicted model, not a curated record
GGAGUCCAUCCCGUUGCCAAACUGUGCUGGGGGGUAUAUAAAACCUAAAUCCUAGUCGCUGCUCUCAAAUCUCUUUACAAAUCUAGGUUUUUGCAGGCAGCUAACCGGAGAGCUUCAACUACAUCUCAUCUGUCACCAUGGGUCGUAUGCACAGUCGAGGUAAGGGUAUAUCGGCAUCAGCUUUGCCUUACAAGAGGACGCCACCGAGCUGGCUCAAGAUCUCUUCUCAAGAUGUUGAGGAGAACAUCUGCAAAUUUGCCAAGAAAGGUCUGACUCCAUCCCAGAUUGGUGUCAUUCUUCGUGAUUCUCAUGGUAUUGCUCAGGUCAAGAGCGUUACUGGAAAUAAGAUCUUGCGUAUCCUCAAGGCUCAUGGUCUUGCUCCUGAGAUCCCUGAGGAUCUGUAUCACCUCAUCAAGAAGGCUGUUGCAAUCCGCAAGCAUUUGGAGAGAAACAGGAAGGACAAGGAUUCGAAGUUCAGGUUGAUUCUUGUUGAGAGCCGGAUUCACAGGCUUGCUCGCUACUAUAAGAAGACAAAGAAGCUUCCUCCUGUCUGGAAAUAUGAGUCUACGACUGCCAGCACUCUCGUGGCGUAGUCUGGGGUUUAGAAUAUUGCAAUUUUGAGUCUUUGUGUUAUGGUCUGGACAUUCUGAACGAUCAAGGUGUUGUUACCUUUUCCCUUUUACAGUAUGGAUGUGUACCUUAUUCACAGCUUUUGAAAGAUUAACGUCGAGAUUUAAUUAGUAAUUCACUUUUUAGUGGUUGUCCUC